UCUCGGGCUGCUUAUGAUUUCUAGAUCUUCUCCUCGACAAUGAUGACGACUACGACUUUCUUCGAACCGCGAGCUCAAGAACAAUGAACAAAGACGGCAAGUCAAACCGAGUCUGAGCUAAUGUUUUUUUUCUGCUUUAAGCUAUAGGACAAAUAUGGAGAUUGUAGGAAAACUUAUUGCGUAUGGGGUCCAUGGGUUAAACCACGAUCCUCAUACUCUACUCUUUAUGAGACCACGGCCGCUUCUCCAGAAACCAGGAACCAGGCUGCGAAGGAUAGAUAUGAGGAAGAGUUUUGGACUCCCUGGAUUUGUCGACUCACAAAUUAGGCGCUGCCGGACUGGAAAUGAAGAUGAGGGGCAGCUUUGGGUUCUCUCGUUAGUAACCCAACUUUGUAGUAGCGUCUGCUUUGUAGUGGGACUAGUUCGCUCCGUAUUCAGUAAUGUCUGUGCCUAUCAUUGCCUAUCAUCUGGAAUAGAUGUCGUUCGACUACCUGUCUCAACCGUGCCUGUCUACUCCUUCGAUGAAAUGGGAACAUUUCUGAUCCUUAUACCUCUUCGGAUUUCCAACGACAUGGAAUACUAA
Molecule: messenger RNA, 583 nt
Organism: Marasmius oreades (fairy-ring Marasmius)
Lineage: Eukaryota; Fungi; Basidiomycota; Agaricomycetes; Agaricales; Marasmiaceae
Exons: 4
Coding region: 155-583 (142 amino acids)
Source: RefSeq, a predicted model, not a curated record